This is a messenger RNA of Eutrema salsugineum, 2063 nucleotides long. RefSeq names its product protein KINESIN LIGHT CHAIN-RELATED 1. The record is from RefSeq and is a predicted model, not a curated record. NCBI's taxonomy places the organism in Eukaryota, Viridiplantae, Streptophyta, Magnoliopsida, Brassicales, Brassicaceae. Gene Ontology annotation, molecular function: protein binding. The transcript has 2 exons. The coding region runs from base 68 to 1924 and encodes 618 amino acids.
AUCUUUAGGGUUUUAGUUUUUUGAGGGUUUUUUGGUAACGAGAAGACGCGAUUUUUCGACUUCCGCCAUGAAAAGUCUGUCGUUUUCUCUACUCCGUCGCCUUCGCUUCCACAAAUUCCGACCAAUCCACCUGAAUCACAUUUCCGAUGCUGCUUCUUCAUCUUCUUCUUCUCUGGUCUCGCCAAUACGCGAAAUCUUCACUUGCUGCAGAACCUAUGUCCCGAUCGUCGACAAAAGCCAGUUCCGGGAGAACCCAUUUCGGAAUUUGAAUACCCACGUCGAGGAACCGACGGAGAUUUCGUCGAGUGAGAUGAUAGAUCAGGAAAAAAUCGAUCUUGAAGAAGCGUUCGAGUCGGCCAAGACAACUGAUGAAAUGGUUCGUUUGUUCAAGGAGAUGGAGUUAUCCUUCGAAGGGAACGAGCUAGGUUUAUCUGCUCUGAAGCUAGGUCUCCAUCUCGAUCGAGAAGGUGAGGAUCCUGAAAAGGUUCUCUCUUACGCUGAUAAAGCACUCAAAUCUUUCGAUGUAAUCGGAGACAAACCUACUCUGCUUGUCGCUAUGGCGUUGCAAUUGAUGGGUUCUGCUAAUUACGGCUUAAAACGGUUUAGCGAUAGCUUAGGUUACUUAAACAGAGCGAAUCGGAUCCUUGUUAAGUUAGAGGCAGAUGGUGAUUGUGUUGUGGAAGACGUUAGGCCGGUUUUACACGCCGUGCAGCUCGAGCUUGCUAAUGUUAAAAACGCCAUGGGAAGGCGAGAGGAAGCUAUUGAGAAUUUGAAGAAGAGUUUGGAGAUUAAAGAGAUGACUUUUGAGGAAGAUAGUAAAGAGAUGGGUGUGUCGAAUCGGAGUUUAGCGGAUGCUUAUGUUGCGGUUUUGAAUUUCGACGAGGCUUUGCCUUAUGCGUUGAAGGCUUUGGAGAUACAUAAGAAAGAAUUGGGGAGUAAUUCAGCUGAGGUUGCGCAAGAUAGAAGACUUCUUGGUGUGAUUUAUAGCGGUUUAGAGCAACAUGACAAGGCCUUGGAGCAGAACAGGUUGUCUCAGAGAGUGUUGAAGAAUUGGGGGAUGAAAGUUGAGCUGAUUCGUGCGGAGAUCGACGCUGCAAACAUGAAGGUUGCUUUAGGUAAGUACGAAGAAGCCAUCGAUGUAUUGAAGAGCGUUGUUCAGCAAACAGAUAAGGACAGCGAGAUGAGAGCUAUGGUGUUUAUAUCGAUGUCGAAAGCUUUGGUGAAUCAGCAGAAGUUUGCUGAUUCAAAGAAAUGUUUGGAGUUUGCUUGUGAGAUCCUCGAGAAGAAAGAAACAGUUUCUCCUGUUGAAGUCGCUGAAGCUUACUCUGAGGUUGCGAUGCAGUAUGAGUCGAUGAAUGAGUUUGAGAUUGCGAUUUCGUUGUUGCAGAAAACUCUGAGUAUACUUGAGAAGCUUCCUCAAGAACAGCACUCAGAAGGAAGUGUUUCAGCUAGGAUAGGUUGGUUGCUUCUCUUUUCGGGUAGAGUCUCUCAAGCUGUUCCGUAUUUAGAAAGUGCAGCUGAGAGGUUAAAGGAAAGUUUUGGUGCCAAACAUUUUGGAGUUGGAUAUGUUUACAACAAUCUCGGUGCUGCCUAUUUAGAACUUGGAAGACCACAAUCAGCUGCUCAAAUGUUUGCAGUUGCUAAAGAUAUCAUGGAUGUUUCACUUGGUCCAAACCAUGUGGACUCGAUUGAUGCUUGCCAGAAUCUCUCUAAAGCUUAUGCAGGAAUGGGGAAUUAUAGCCUCGCAGUGGAAUUUCAACAGAGAGUGAUCGAUGCUUGGGACAAUCAUGGAGAUAGUGCCAAAGACGAAAUGAAAGAAGCCAAAAGACUUCUUGAGGAACUGCGAUUAAAGGCUCGAGGAAGCGUUUCAACAAAUAAUCUUGUUACAAAAGCGUUACCUUUGCCUAAAACAAACCGUUCCUAGUCAGCUUUGUGAAAUCUCUCAUCACCAAGAAACAGUGAAAUUUAUUUAGCACGUUUUGCGUUUCUACAUAUUAUCAUCGUAUAUGUAGAAUGUCAUGUGUUUAGUAGCUACUUCGAUCACUAAAUUAUAAUCUUUUUAA